Solanum dulcamara is the source of this 1213-nucleotide messenger RNA. RefSeq lists its product as uncharacterized. Gene Ontology annotation, molecular function: thiolester hydrolase activity. The record is from RefSeq and is a predicted model, not a curated record. NCBI's taxonomy places the organism in Eukaryota, Viridiplantae, Streptophyta, Magnoliopsida, Solanales, Solanaceae. Gene Ontology annotation, cellular component: intracellular membrane-bounded organelle. The transcript has 12 exons. The coding region runs from base 61 to 987 and encodes 308 amino acids.
UCCAUUUCUUCUUUGCAAAAAGCUUUAAACAAAGAAGAAAUCUAAAAAAAAAACACUCAAAUGGCUUAUUUAUGUUCAGAAAAUUUCAUUUUCUUUAUCAUUUCAAUCUUCAGUUCCAUAUGUUUUUCCUCUUCUACUCCUUUCAUACUAUUGCAUGGACUAGGACAGUCUUGCAACGAUGCAGGAAGUACAUUUUACACGUCACAACUCAGUCUCUUGUCGAGAUCUAAUGGUUACUGUUUAGAAAUUGGAAAUGGAGCGUAUAAUUCCUACAAUAUGCCUCUAGAAAAUCAGGUUCAAAUUGCUUGUGAAAAGGUGAAGGAAAUGAAGGAACUUCAACAAGGUUACAACUUAGUUGGUCUCUCACAGGGGAAUAUGGUAGCCAGAGGGCUUACUGAGUUCUGUGAUGGAGCACCUCUAGUCAAGAAUUUUAUCUCAAUUGGUGGACCUAAUGCUGGCGUUGCUUCUGCUCCUAUCUGUGCUGGUGGGCCUUGGUGUGCUGGAGCUGGUGGUGUCUCUGGAAUUGGAAUAUAUUCUGACUAUGUUCAAACUCAUUAUGCUCCUAGUGGCUAUACCAAGCUUCCAAAUGAUAUUGCUGGAUAUUUAAGAGGUUGUAGAUUUUUGCCAAAGCUUAAUAAUGAAAUUCCUAAUGCAACUAAUCCAAUUUAUAAGCAACGUUUCACUAGCUUGCAGAACCUUGUCCUUAUCAUGUUUGAAAAUGAUGAUGUUAUAACUCCAAGAGAAAGUUCUUGGUUUGGCUUUUAUCAAGAUGGAACCUACUCUCAAAUUUUGCCACCACAACAGACUAAUCUUUAUCUAGAGGAUACGUUUGGAUUACAAACAUUGGAUAAAGCUGGAAAAGUGAAGUUCAUAAAGUUACCAGGAUAUCACCUUGGAAUGGAUAUUCAAGAAAUGCAACAAUAUGUUGUCCCAUAUUUGAUUGAUGGAGCACAAAAGAAUAAAGCUGAUGCUCAAGUGGUCCAUUGAUUAAAAAAAUGGUUCUUGUUAUGGACAAUGGAGGAAAAAAAAUUACUACUACUAAUUAUAAGCGUCUUUAAGUAACCUCAGUAGUUUUGGUAAUUUGGGGUUUAGAAUAUAUUAAUCUCAUGGCGUUUUUGUUAGAUAUGAAGAUUGGUAGAGUGAUUAUUAUUAAUGUAAUAGCAAGUCAAGGACUAGUUAAUAACAAGUUGAUUGUUCCCUUUUGGUAUUGAAA